Molecule: messenger RNA, 1133 nt
Organism: Trichomonas vaginalis G3
Lineage: Eukaryota; Parabasalia; Trichomonadida; Trichomonadidae
Product: protein of unknown function, DUF4106 family
Exons: 1
Source: RefSeq, a predicted model, not a curated record
AUAAUGAAUGACCCCACUAUGUUGCAACAAAUGUCAAGCAACCCUAUGCUUUUAAACCGAGUUAUUGGUGCACAGAGUGGAGGUUUAAGAGCGGCACUUUUAGCGAAAAUGGCAGGCUAUGGUGGAGCUGCAGACGGAACAGCUUAUAACCCUCAAAGUCAAAUGAAUUUGAGUUCACUCAAAAAUCAAAUAACAGAUGUCAAAAAGUCAAACAUAGACAUACAGAAACAAAUAAAUGAAAAUGAAAAGAAACUAGAAUAUGACAGACACACAAAGAAACUCAAUGAGUUAAACGUAGAGAAAAAGAAGAAAGAAGAACAACUGAAAGAACUAAGUACAGAGGAAUAUGCGAAAAAAGUGUCAGAAAAAGCAGCAGAAGUAGCAAAAAUGGAACAAGAUGUUAUAAAUUUGAAAAACCAUACUACUCAAUAUAAAGUACUGAAAGAUGAAGAGAUAAAACAAAAAGCCAUGAAGACAUAUAUGGAUAGCGAUGAGUAUAAAAAAGAAGUUGAAGCAAAUGUAAAGGCAGAAAAACUUUUACAGUUGCAAAACCAAACCGUACAGUAUGAAAACUUAGCACAAGAAAGUAAAAAUAACGACGCAGCCAUGCAAAAGGCAAUGAAAAGCGCAGAAUAUAUAAAAGCUAAUAAUGACUGGUUAGAUGCCCAAGCCAACGCCAAAGCAGCCCAACUUAUAGGGUCAAUAAGGACAAAAAUACAAGCGGAUGAAGACAGUUCAAAUGAAGCUUUAAUGAAUGCUGACUUUAAGAAUGCCUUCGAAGCUCUUCAUAGUAAGGUGAAACUAGUGAACGACUUCUCAUCUGGAAAGAAACUGAAGUCUGAAGGUUUCGACAAAGAGUUAAGAGAAGUAGCACAAAAUAUGACGAAAAUAACAGAUGCAGCAACGAGACAGGCAGUUCAAAGUGCCUAUGACGCCGUUAGAGCAGCUGUUGUGGAAAGUCAAGAAAAAGAGUUACAACAGACCAAAACAGACCUAGUAAAUGCUUUCUUAAAAACGAAAAGUCAAGUAGGACAUUAUGCUGCAGAUGGAACAUAUGUGCCAGCUGGUGGAACUUAUAUACUAGCUAGUGGAACCUAUAUACCACCAAACCCUCCAAGAGAAGCACCUGCACC